UACAGGAGUUGGUUCAAAGACUUCCACGAAUAACUGCUACUCCAAUAAGAAUAAUGUUUUCAAAUUACAAGCAGUUAGUAGAAAAUUCAGCUGCAGUCCAUAAAGAACAGUACGAUCCAUCAGGUAGUUGCAGUCCGUAAAAGAUACAAAAAUCCAUUAAGGAAUUUGAUUGUUCGUUGAAUUUCGUGCAAAGCUACUCGAGGAUUAUCUGUGAUAGCUGUCCUUAAUUUUGAAAUGAUGGAAUAAAAGGAAGGCCAUUAAUCAACACCACCCACCUCCCACACUUGUGCUACUGUUCUAUAACAAAUAGUGUGAUUGAUCGAAUGUUAUAACGCCUCUAAGGUUAAAAGUGGCGAGUAUGUUCGGUGACAGGGAUUCGAACCCGCGAUCCUCAGAGUGCAAGUCGAGUACCUUUAUCACCAGGCCUUAUUAAGCAGUUAAAGACCAUAUAAACAAGCUAAUCUAUCAAUCAGUUGUAAUCCCUAUAUGGUCGUCCCCCGAUGCGACAGCGGUAAGUCUUCAGGAUUUACAAUGCUAAAAUCAGGGGUUCGAUUCCUCUCGGUGGACAACAGAUAGUCUGAUGUGGCUUUGCUAUAAGAAAAACACAGGCCUAUAUGGGUCCUGGUAAAUCAACGCUAACUUUAUGGACUUACAAUGGUGUCGAUUCCUCUCGGCGGACAACAGAUAGUCCGAUGUGGCUUUGCUAUAAGAAAAACACAGGCCUAUAUGGGUCCUGGUAAAUCAGCACUAACUUUAUGGACUUACAAUGGUGUCGAUUCCCGGAGUGGACAGAGUGCAAAAAACACACUGUGUAGCCUUGAACUAACAAAAAAUGUCCCUAUAAACGUGAAAAUCCAUCAGACACUUGCAAUUUAUUUUAAAAAAUGGAAGUCCACAAAGUGCUUGCAGUCCGAAAAACAACAACAAUGAAAUCCAUCAGACGGUUGCAGUCCGUAAAAACAACAACAGUGGAAUCCAUCAGACGGUUGCAGUCUGUAAAAACAACAACAAUGAAACCCAUCAGACGGUUGCAGUCCGAAAAAACACAACAUGAAAUCCAUCGGACGGUUGCAGUCUGUAAAAACAACAACAGUAGAAUCCAUCAGACAGUUGCAGUCUGCAAAUGCAUUACUAAGAAGACAAUUGAAAAGAUUUCGGUUCUGGGGAGAUGAUCACGAGAUGGUUCCAGAAGAUGAGGACAGAGACCUUAAGCUGCAGGUGUUCGUGAGAAAUGAAACAUCGGAACCAAUACAGCCCUCUUCAAGGCCGCAGCACUCGAGUGCAAAAGACUACAUUUUCUACCUGCGCCGACAGGUGGCGAAGGACCGUGGGUUAGAAGUUUCAGAAUCAGUUGGAUCUGAGAAUGAAGGAUUCACUAUUGAGUUGCCAAAGUUGUUGAACAGGCUGGAAGAUGAGUUACGAUGUGAUCAUAGGAAUUUCCUUCAAGACUUUGUGAGCGAGCCCCAAAAUGGAACCGUGUGGCUGUUGGACCUUCUGAAGAGUUGCCAUAGUCGCCAAAUAAAUCAGGAUAAACAUGGAUCUGUACAAAAUAAAGAACGCAAACAUCUACUGAAGAGAGCACUGACUGACGAGUACAACUGCUUGCUGUGUCUAAAGAUGACCCUUCGGUCACAUAAAUCCAUUAUCAGCAUCGCUCAACAUCAUAGUGGUCUCUCUGUUCUGGCUUCAUGUAUCAUGAGUACUUUUACCAAGUCCCGUGUGGUGGCGCUCGAAAUUUUGACCAAAGUUUGCGAAGUAUUCCCCGACGGCUACAAGAAAACUCUCGAAGCAAUGUCAUCUGUAAAACUUAUCUUUGGCGAGUCUGUAAGAUUCAAGUUUUUGGUAUCCAUGUUAAUGGGUAGUGGCAAGAGUGCCCAAGGAUUUGAGGUACGAGUCGUUCACCUUCCAUAAAAGUUUGGCGUUACUGAGUUUUAUCACUGAU
Molecule: messenger RNA, 1942 nt
Organism: Limulus polyphemus (Atlantic horseshoe crab)
Lineage: Eukaryota; Metazoa; Arthropoda; Merostomata; Xiphosura; Limulidae
Exons: 8
Coding region: 1051-1911 (286 amino acids)
Biological process (GO): cortical actin cytoskeleton organization; regulation of cell shape; cell migration
Cellular component (GO): cytosol
Molecular function (GO): small GTPase binding; actin filament binding
Source: RefSeq, a predicted model, not a curated record